Molecule: messenger RNA, 1755 nt
Organism: Cuculus canorus (common cuckoo)
Lineage: Eukaryota; Metazoa; Chordata; Aves; Cuculiformes; Cuculidae
Gene: CHST7
Product: carbohydrate sulfotransferase 7
Exons: 1
Coding region: 214-1611 (465 amino acids)
Biological process (GO): carbohydrate metabolic process; N-acetylglucosamine metabolic process
Cellular component (GO): Golgi membrane
Molecular function (GO): chondroitin 6-sulfotransferase activity; N-acetylglucosamine 6-O-sulfotransferase activity
Source: RefSeq, a predicted model, not a curated record
AAGAGGAGAAGAAGCGGGGGAGGGGGGAAGAGGAGAAGGGGAGGAAGAGGAGGAGGCGGCGGCGGGGCGGCAGCCCGAGCCCGGCGUGCCCGUGGGCGUGCUCCCCGGCGGGAGGACCGCCCGCCGCCGCCGCCGCUAACUUUGCUGCUUGGGAAGAGCCGCCUUCCAUCAGCCGGAGGGCUCGGCGGCGCGGAGCCUCCGCCGCACCCCGCGAUGAAGGGCCAGCGGCGGCGGUGGCGGUGGCGGGGCGAGCACCGUCGCUUCGCCGCCGUGCUGGUGCUGUACACGCUGCUGCUGCUGCUGCUCGUGCCCUACGCGCUGGACCACGGCGCCGGGCGGGCGAAGGACGAGCCGGAGCCGCUGCUGCGGCGCUGCCCCAGCCUGGAGGAGGCGCUGAGCGAGUGGGGCUGGGAGCAGCAGCAGCCGCCGCCGGACGAGGAGGACGACGAGAACGAGGAGGACGAGGGCGGCGGGGCGGCGGGGAACGGCAGCGCGGCGGCGGGGAAGCGGCACAUCUACCUGCACGCUACCUGGCGCACGGGCUCCUCGUUCCUGGGGGAGCUCUUCAACCAGCACCCCGACGUCUUCUACCUCUACGAGCCCAUGUGGCACCUGUGGCAAGCCCUCUACCCCGGGGACGCGCUCAGCCUGCAGGGCGCUCUGCGCGACAUGCUCCGCGCCCUCUUCCGAUGCGACUUCUCGGUGCUGCACCUCUACGCCGCCCCGCCGGCCCCCCGCGACCCGCUGGCCCCCGCCCCGCCCGCCGCGGCCAACCUGACCACGGCCAGCAUCUUCGGCUGGAGGACCAACAAGGUGAUCUGCUCGGCGCCGCUCUGCCCCGCCGCCCCGCGGCCCCGCGACCACAUCGGCCUCGUCGACGGCGCCGCCUGCGAGGAAUCGUGCCCUCCGCGGGCGCUGCGGGAGCUGGAGGCCGAGUGCCGCAAGUACCCGGUGGUGGUCAUCAAGGACGUGCGGCUGCUGGAGCUCAGCGCCCUGAUGCCGCUGCUGCGCGAGCCGGGGCUCAACCUGCGGGUGGUGCAGCUCUUCCGCGACCCCCGCGCCGUCCACAACUCGCGCCUGAAGGCGAGGCAGGCGCUGCUGCGGGAGAGCAUCCAGGUGCUGCGCAGCCGCCACCGCGCCGAGCCGCGGGGCCGCCAGCAGCAGCAGCAGCAGCUCCUGCUGCCGCCCGGGCUGCGGGGAUCGGCGCCGCAGCACCGCGCCGAGUUCUUCCUCGGCGGCGCUUUGGAGGUCAUCUGCCAAGCGUGGCUCCGCGACCUGCUGCUGGCCCGCCGCUCACCGCCCUGGCUCCGCCGCCGCUACACCCAGCUGCGCUACGAGGACCUGGUGCGGGAGCCCCGCGCCCAGCUGCGCCGCCUGCUGCGCUUCGCCGGGCUGGCCGUGCCACCCGCUUUGGAAACCUUCGUGCUCAACAUGACCCGCGGCGCCGCCUACUCCUCCGACCGGCCCUUCCUCAUCUCCGCCCGCGACGCCCGGGAGGCCAUCCACGCCUGGAGGGAGCGCCUCAGCCGCCAGCAGGUGCGGCAGGUGGAGGCUGCCUGCGGCGAAGCCAUGAGCAUCCUCGCCUACCCGCUCGGCGGCGACGCCCGCUAGCCCCGCUGAGAUCUCGCCCCGGGGAAUGGGAAUGGCCCGAAGGCUCUGCCCGGUCCCAGCUGCAGGACGGGAGCCCAAAGGCUCGGUUCUGCCCAGUCCCGGCUGCAGGAUGGGACCCCAAAGGCUCGGUUCUGCCCAGUCCCG